UUACGUGCGUUCGGUAGCCAGUUCCGCGUCUCCCAUUUCUUUAAGUAUAAUCUGUGUGUUUCGUGUUAACGAAAGGGCCAAACAUAGAACAAGUAAAAAAUGGAACGGGCCGCCGCGAGAAAUUAAGCAACAAAUGAAGGAAAUUGUUUGUAACUAAAUGUGUUUGUUAAACUAAAGGGGAUGGUGUUUGUGUUCUGUGCGGCUUUUUAAGAGAAAGAGGAAGCAGUGGCUAAGUGAAAUACAAAUACAAAUCAAAGUAAUUGAUAUGAGCCCCUUAUCUGCAGUGUAGAAAGAAGGCAGAAAGAAGCAAACGGAGAUAAGAUAAAAAAUAGUGUGCAAAAGCCAAAGCAAACGCAAAAGCUGUAAUAAAAAAGAAGUUCAGUGCCAAACAUUUUGGCGUCCUCUCAUCUGUCUGUGUACAUGUGCGUGUGUGUGUGUCACGACGUCGUCUUUCCACGUGCAAGUGUGAGAGUGUGUGUGUGCUUGGUGCACCUGUCUGCCUAAAGAGAAAUAAUAAAACGGGGAAAUAAAUUCGCUGACCAACAGCAAAAAAAAAAGCAGCGCGCGUGUUUGUUUGUGUGUGCUUGUGCGAAAUUGUGGAGAAAUGUCAUUGCCAGCAGCUGCAGACGCUAAAGUCUAGACCAGCAGAGAAGGGGGAGGGGAAUCAAAAGAAGCACACAAAAGCCGCCUAUUUAAAGAGAGUGAAAGAAACAGCGAGAGAGAGAGAGAGCUGGUGGCUCCAAAGAGAGUUUAGUUUAAGUGAAAGGAAAAGCAACAACAAAACAGUUAAACCGCAAAGCAGCAGCGAAAAACGACUCCAGCAAAGAGUAGGCGACAAGAGGAACAUCAGCAAGAACAACGACAACAAAGAGUAAUCCAGCAAACACACACGUAAAAGGAGCUAAGAGAACGAGAAACCAGCAUCAACUAAGAGAAAUUCCUGUUUCUUGCUUCCGAAUUUUUCAAGGAAUUUCUUAAACCAGAUCUUUUAUUCAGAUUUCUGUCCGCUAAAAAAAUAAACUAAGCAAACUUGCAACAAUUGCUUCCAUAACAAAAUAUCUAUCAAAAAUCAAAGAAUUGCCAUAUAAAUAAUUAUUAAGCAAAAAACUGCCAACAUUUUGGAAACAAAUGUCGCCAGCCGUAGAGCAUGCACCGAUAUUUGUGAAUAUAAUCCCCUUUAACCGGAAGCGGCUUCAAUUCGUGCUCAAAAGGUCGAAGUGAGCAAAGCUUUAAAUGCUCAAAGUUCCACUUAGCACAGCCCACAACCGACGUAUAAGUGAACCGCGCUGGUUCGAGUCUCCACUGAGCCGUCGGCAGCGAGAGAGAGCGUGAGAGCAGGCGAACAACAACAUCCACUCCACUCCAGCAACAUGGACGCUCCAGAUGUGGGACGAAUUAUAAGAGCGCCAGCGCGUCGCAAGCGAAACGAUGAACAAUUGAUGGAUAGGAUAAAACUCAAAAAAGUCUUGGGUCUGACUGUGUGCAGCAAUGCGGCGUUGGAUGUUUCACCAGUCAGCGGCCUCCUGGCCUAUCCAGCGGGCUGCACUGUGGUGCUGUUCAAUGCCAAACGUCAGACACAGGCCUAUCUGGUCAAUACCUCCCGCAAAGCAUUCACAUCCGUCGCCUUUUCGCGCUGCGGCCGCUAUGUGGCCACCGGCGAAUGUGGCAUCAAUCCGGCUAUCAAAGUCUGGGAACUGGAAACGCCCAAUGGCAAUCUGGAGCACUGCACCGGUGGCAGUGUUAUUGCCGAAUUUGUGGAUCACAAAUAUGCCGUCACCUGUGUGGCCUUCUCGCCCACGGGAAAGUACCUGGUUUCAGUUGGCUCACAGCACGACAUGAUCGUAAAUGUGUUCGACUGGCGGGCCAACCUUAAGAUGGCCUCGAAUAAGAUUAGCUCCAAGGUGGCUGCCGUUUGCUUUGCCGAAGAUGGCACCUACUUUGUCACCGUGGGCAAUCGUCAUGUCAAAUAUUGGUACUUGGAAGGUGUUCGCAAGUACAAAGAUCCCAUACCACUGAUGGGACGCAGCGCUAUUUUGGGUGAUUUGCGUGACAAUGAUUUCUGCGCUGUGGCCUGCGGCAAGGGGAUCUGUGCGGAGAGCACGUAUGCCAUCACGAGACAGGGCCAUCUGGUGGAGUUUAGUUCGCGGCGAUUGCUGGACAAAUGGGUGCAAUGCCGCACCACAAAUGCCAAUUGCAUUUGCGUCAACGAGCGCUUCAUACUCGUGGGUUGUGCCGAGUCCAUCAUUCGGAUAUUCAAUGCGGCCACGCUGGAGUAUGUGACCACGCUGCCGCGGACCCAUUAUCUGGGCGUCGAUGUGGCCCAGGGCAUACAGAUCAAUCACAUAAUGUCGGUGCCGCAGCAGGCCAAGUUUCCCGACUGCAUUGCCAUGGUGUUCGACGAGCAGCGAUCGAAGGUCAGCUGCGUCUACAACGAUCAUUCGCUGUACAUUUGGGAUCUGCGCGACAUAUCGCGUGUGGGCAAAUCGCACUCGUUCCUGUAUCACUCCACGUGCAUUUGGGGCGUGGAGACAGUGCCAUAUAAUCUGGAGCGAGAGCCAUCGCAAACGCUGCCGGAGGAUUGCUUUGUGACCUGCUCCUCGGACGACACGAUACGCGUCUGGGGCCUCGAUGGAUGUGCCAACAAUGAGAUCUAUCGCAAGAACAUCUACUCCAAGGAUCUGCUGAAGAUCGUCUACAGCGACGACGAUCUGCAAUUCAUCAAGGACCAGGGCUGCUCCUCGCUCUCUGACAAGACGGGCAACUCCUCCUACGACGGCCGCAACGGUGUGCGCUGCAUCAAGAUCAGCCCGGAGCUGCAGCAUCUGGCCAGCGGCGAUCGUUGCGGCAACAUUCGCGUCUACAAUCUGGUCAAUCUCAAGCUGAUAACCACCAUCGAGGCACACGAGUCGGAGGUGCUGUGCCUGGAGUACUCCAACGAUAAGAUUGAACGCAAACUGCUGGCCAGUGCCAGUCGCGAUCGGCUGAUACACGUCUUCGAUGUGGCCCAGAACUAUCUGCUGCUGCAGACACUCGACGAUCACAGCUCCUCAAUCACUUCGAUCAAGUUUGUGGGCGCUGGACUGAACUUCCAAAUGAUUAGCUGUGGCGCAGACAAAUCCAUAAUGUUCCGUAGCUUUCAGGGCAACAUCUUUAUGCGAGGCACCAAUACCUCGGGCAAGACCACGCUCUAUGACAUGGAAGUGGACUCGAAUUCCAAACAUAUCCUCACCGCCUGCCAGGAUCGCAAUGUCCGUGUGUAUGGCACACAGAAUGCCAAGCAAACAAAGACCUUCAAGGGCUCUCAUUCGGAUGAGGGCAGCCUCAUUAAGCUCAGCCUCGAUCCCAGCGGCAUCUACGUGGCCACCUCCUGCACGGACAAGACGUUGGCCGUCUACGACUACUAUUCCAGCGAGUGCAUGGCACGAAUGUACGGCCACAGUGAGCUGGUCACGGGCUUGAAGUUCACCAACGACUGCCGGCACUUGAUAUCGGCCAGCGGCGAUGGCUGCAUCUUCAUUUGGCAAGUACCGCACGACAUGAUUGUGACGAUGCAGGCCAGAAUGUCACAGCAGCGUCUGCGCUCCGGUCAUGGCCCAUUGCCGCGUCCCCUGGCGCCCAUAUCCCCGCCCGAGGGCAUUGUGCUGGAGUCGCCCACCAGCGAAAUCGAACAGCCGCAAAUGGUGCCGAAAUUCGCAGUGGCCGACAGGCUAUCGGAUGUGGGACAGCUGCCGCAGUGGGCUAUGCGUAAGGCGGCAGCGGGCGGGGACUCCGACAGCGGUGCGCUGUCCAUACCCACGCCCAGUGCCCAGGGAGUCUCGGCCUCCAUACCUGCCAUGCAUGCGGCCUCCUCGAUGGGCAAUCUCAGCUCCUCGCCCAGUCAGCAAAUGGGCAUGAUGGCGCCUCGGGCACGUGGACGCUGGGCGCAGCGUAGCAGCCAGCUGGAGGCGGAUGAUCUGCGCUCCAAUUCGGAGAGCCCACUGGGCACAGUCUCUUCCGUGGGCGGCCAUAGCGGCGUGAAUUUGCAGACGUCGGACUAUAAUAGUGCCUCGUCGAAGGACAUCAUGUACAAUCAGACAUAUCUCAGCGAGGACUCGUCCAUCGAUUCGGGCAUGGAGACGCGCCGCGGUGAACUCAAGUUCAUUGGCAGCAGCAACAAUGGCACCGUGACCGUCUCCGUGUCAUCCUCCUCCUCCCUGGCGACGGCCAGCAACAGCAACGGUGCCAUGGCAGCUGUCGGCGGUGGCCAGCAGCGGCUGCAGCUGCCCGACAAACGGAAGCCCGGACUGCGCUUCGAUACGCCGCAUACCCACGAUCACGAUGGCGAUGUGGAGGACAUUUCCGAUGGCGAGAGAACCAGCUCCGACCAUGGAAUGUUCUACAAUAAUCUGGCGCCCAGCACGCCCACUGACUUCAAAGUGACGGCCAUGAACGAGGAUGAACUGCGGAAGUCCGUGCGACGACAGAAGUUUGAAAAGUCCGGCCUGCAGCUGCCGACGGCCAGUGGCAAUGGCAGUUCCCACACAGCCAGCACGGGCACGGGCACUGGGACAUCGGACACCGAGGAUGAGGGCUCCACGCCGAGUGCCGAGAAUGCGGAACGCUCGCUGGCCUCCACUCUGGGUGGCAGCAAUGAGAAUCUGCCGCAGAGCAGUAAUAGUUUUCUCCAUGCAGCUCUGCCCGAGGGACCCGGACUGUCGGCGCCCCUGGAGCGUGGCACCACCAGUCGCCGCAGCAUCAGUGCCAAGCACAAUACGGAGUCGGGCAAGGGGAGUGUCGCGGCACCGCCCACCAUUACCAAGUCAUACACCAGCACCAAGAAGGAGGAGCUGCUGCAGGUCAUCAACAAGGUCAAACAGCAGCUGGAGAAUGGUACCCGCAAAAAUGGCAUCAAAAAGUUAAAUUCUAUAGCCGAGGUCGGCCAUAGACCCCUGAGGGGUAGCCAUAGCAUAUCGGAUCUGAGUCUGGCUGGUAAUCUGGAUGGUUCAAGGACAGCGGGCGGUGGUCCAGGACGCUAUACGAAGCCAGUUGCUUCCCACGAAACUUCGCAGUAUAUUAGCUCCUCCGAUUCACCAACAAAUGCCAAUACACCACCACCCAGUAUUAUUCAACAACAACCUCAACGAUCUCAACAUCACGCGUACCAACAGCAAACACAUUUUGGCAGCUCGCAGCAAUUCUUCAACUGUGCCGCGCCGAAAUCCAAGCUGCAGCAGAAUUUCCAGACCAUGCGGCAAGUGCAACAGCACUAUCCCCCGUAUCCGCAUCAUGUGGGUGUGCAUCAGAUUCAUCCGCCACCAGGAGUGCCCUUUGGAGGAGGUGGAUCUGCCCAUUCAAUGCGAAUGCAGACGCAGACUGCGCCCGCGAGGCAGGGUGUCAAGCGGAAUCCGGCAGGUAACAAUCGACGCACGCCCAGCAUCCUGAAGCACUACAAGUCCUGUCCCGUGUCGCCAGUGCACGAGGAGGUGGAGUGGUCCGCGGAAUCAGAGCGCGGUGGAAUGAUGACGGCAGAGCCCAAGCGACAUUCAGUGUACGCAGAUGAUGCUCGAACAAUAUUGGACAUGAUCCAUGCAGACACCGAGAAGAUGAUCGAUGAGAUCACGCGAAAGUACGGGGAUCUGGACGAGAUGCCAAUGGGCGGGGGAGGUGGACUGCCCGUCUCCUACUCGAUGCCGGCAAAUCUGCGGGGACUGGGUUCCACGGGAGAGUCCACGCCCACACGCACCCAGCAGUGCACCUAUGUGUAUCGGGAGAUCUAUCAGUGUGAGCGAAAGGUUUCCCUCUCGGACAUUCUGCAGCCGGAACAGUUUGCGGCUCGCGAGCAGCGUUUGGAGGAGGCUCGCUUCCUGGAGACGCAGCGUCACUCCAGCGCCAGUUUCUUCCUCAGCAGCUCCGGGCAGAUGCCGCACGAGCAGAGCCAGGAGUCGCUGCUGUCCGAUGGCGGCAGCUACUGCAACAGCCUGGAGAGUGUCCUCUCGGACGAGAGCGACUGCAAGAGUGCGCCGCUGGAGCAGGCUCUGCUCGAGCAGCGCCCAAUGCAGGCGGCGGCCAUGCAGCGGCAUGCGGGCAUACGGAACUUCAUCAUCCACGGACCCGUGUCCAAGUCGUAUGGAAACAGUCCCAAUGCCUAUGGCAGCUUUGACUACUACAUGAGGCAGGCGGCAGCGGCCAGAACCACAACGACAACGGCCACCUACGACAGCUUUGAUGUGACAGGCUACAAUCUGGAGCCACUGAAGCCGCUGCCCAACUCCAAAACAUAUCCGAGGAUAGCACAGGGUCCGACCAUGGAUAACAUACCCACAAUGCGCUCCAAGAACAAGCAAUAUAAUUCCGGUGUGAACAAAUCGCUGAGCACAGACUUUGCCCAGCAGCGACAGCAGCGCAACUCCAAUCCCAUGCAGACCCGAGAGCCGCUGUUUGUGCGGAAACCUCUGAAGCCCAAGCCGCCAGUGCCGGCCAAGCCACAGAAUCUGAUGAGCACUUUAAGCUGCUUGGAGAAGCAGCAGCAACAGCAGCAGGCACAAAGGAAGAAAGCACAGUCCAGGACGGCCAGUGUGGUGCAGCAGUUUGAGCACAAUCUGCAAAAGUUCGAGCGGGAGAAGCAGCGAGAGCAUCAGCAGAGGCGACCGGCCAUGAGGAGUUCGGUGAGCAGUGGAGCUCUGGCCGGCACACAGAGUUGCCUGAAGAAGGUCUCUCGCUUCGAUACGAGCGAAAGCAGUCGGCGGGCAACCAGCAUGAAGCAGCGAAUGGGCAGGCCCAAGAUCAGUGUGCGCUUCAAUACGGUCUCACAGAUCAAGUAUACGCCGAGUGCGAAGAGAAACGCCAAGAACAACCAUGAGGAUGAGGAUGUGCCCGAACUGGAGGUGGGUAGCCUGCCCAGUGAUUAUGGAGAGCGUAGCUUUGAGAUGUACUUUGCGGAGAAUGGAAAUGCACCCGAGAACCUCGAACACAUGCAGAGCCUCAAGCUGUACACGAAGCCACAGCUGCAGGCGGUGGUAGAUGAGAUUCAGCAGGAGCGUGAAAAGUAUCGCAAGAACAUGGACAAUGCAGAGCGAAGCGGGGAGAGUGGCGGCGGCAAUUCCACCAGCCAUCAGUGCCAGAACAUAGCCAAGAAGAUCGACAUAAUCGAAAAACUCAUUGCCAUGGAGGAGCGCAAAAUGGAGCAGAUACGCCUGGCCACCGAGUCGCGAAUGCGUCCCUUUAAUUGCAACUCCAAGGAGAAGGGCUACGUGAAGAGUCUCACCAUGAACUUUGAUAUGUUGGCCAGGGGAGAGCCACCAGACGAGGAUCUGCUGGAGGAUCAGGCCUCGCAAGAUGCCGAUUUGUGUGCCUAUGCGAGGAAUAUGCGCAGGAAUUGCAGCCUGCCGGAUGUCCUGGAAAGUGCGGACUUUGCCUAUCAUUUGGGUGGCAAUGGGAAUGGCAAUGGCAAUGAUGUGGAACUGGCCAAAGAGGUCGUUGCCGACGAUGAACCAGACAACAAUCCCAUGGAUAUCGAUGAUGAAGAUGAUGAUGCGGAUGAUGAUGAUCAUCCUGAUGAUGGUGUUUUUAUGACGGAGCAAGGUAAUCCCAAAACGCUCAAUCCCAUGCCCAUCGAGGAGUCAUCCAUACGCCGAGCCUGCUCGCUGAGUGACCUGCACAUGGGCAACUUUGGCAAGCCAAGCAAAUCAAAUGGCACACCGCAAAAGCCUCAGGUUCAGCAUCGCAAUGGCAAUGUAAACAGAUCGGCCAGCAAACGCAACAGUCUGCAGGGAAAAACAGGGCUGGGUGCCUCCAGCAACUCCAUGAAUGUGCUCAAUCAGGGUAGCGACUCGGAGCCAGAAGACAGCAAUCGGUUGCGCAGUGCCAGCAAUGGACAGGGGCGCAGCAAUGGACCCAUAGCUGCCAAUCGACAGUACAGCAACAAGAUAAACAAUGCCAACAACAAUCGUCGCAAGACGCCAAACUUUAGCAGUGCCACACCCAUGCAAGACGAUUCCAGCUCCGAGGAAACGCCCAAUAGCACCGUGAACAAUAAGCCCAUAGUGCCGCCACGACCGCGUAACUUGGCCUUUGAUCACAAGAGCAAAUUGAUCAACAACGGCAGUCCCGUCGCCAACAAGCAAAGAAGUGGAGUAGCGACAGCAGACGAAUAUGAAGGAGCAGAUCCUGAAGCCCAGGUGCACAAUGUGAUCAAUAAACUUUAUACGACAACGCAGGCAGCCAUGCAGCUGCAUGCCAACUUGAAGAAUUCUCUGCUGUUGAAGGAACUGGAGAAUGCAUUGAUCAUGUCCAGGAAUAUGCUUAGCAGCAUUCCCACAAAUAGACAAACUGAAAAGACAAAUAAUGGUGGAGGAGUGGGAUUGGGAGGAGUUGGUGGAGGAACCAAUUACGAGCAGCUGACAGCUGAGAAUGGAGACUAUCUGAUGAUGGUCAAUAACUGUGCCGAUCUAUUGAGCAAUUUACGCACGAAGCACAAACCCGAUGACUGUGAGAAUAACUCCUAGUGUGUAGAGCUUAGGCUAGACUAAUCGAAGGCAGAUCCGAAAAAGAACUGCGCGGAAGAUACAACUAACUAAAAAGGAUAUUUAUUUAACUAAAUAAAACACUCUGGCAGAAGGCAAACAAACACACUUACACACAAGCAAAAGUAAAUGCAAAACCAACCAACUAAUGUGUAAUUAAUUCAAAUUAACAAUUAAUUAAUGUACACUUUUGCUUAGUUAUUAGAUCCGAUAAGAAUUCUGUUUCAGUUUUGUGUGCCCGUGUGUGCAUUUCAAUUUUAAACACUAAUUUAUAUGGCAACAAAAAGAAGUCCGUUUAGCUUGGAAUUCAAUUCUAUAAAUGUUAAGUUUAAUGAACAAGUUUUUCGUAUGUGUUAAGUGUUAUUUGAGUUUAAGGCGAGAAUGUUGACAAUGAAUAACAGCGAAUGAAUAUCGUAUGUACUGCAGUGGUACCGAAUUGUUAUAAAGUGCGCUUACAUAUGCCUUCUUUGUAUAUGAUUUUGUGUAUUUGUAAUCCAUUAUUUUUUUUGGUUCUGUUGUAUACCCUUUGGAUAUUGUGUUUUGUGUGGAUUAGUCA
Molecule: messenger RNA, 9057 nt
Organism: Drosophila guanche
Lineage: Eukaryota; Metazoa; Arthropoda; Insecta; Diptera; Drosophilidae
Gene: Wdr62
Product: mitogen-activated protein kinase-binding protein 1
Exons: 19
Coding region: 1371-8483 (2370 amino acids)
Biological process (GO): mitotic spindle organization; regulation of mitotic cell cycle
Cellular component (GO): mitotic spindle
Molecular function (GO): protein binding
Source: RefSeq, a predicted model, not a curated record